CCCCCCUCCUGCCGCAGACUCGACAUCAGCCUCGCCUAUCUCUGUCUGUGACGAACAGAACCUGACUGGACCGGGACCGGACCGGAGCGCCAUGACGGAAACCAGCAAGACGCACGUCAUCCUGCUGUCCUGCGGCAGCUUCAACCCCAUCACCAAGGGACACAUCCAUAUGUUCGAAAAAGCCAGAGAAUAUCUGCACAAAACGGGACGCUUCAUUGUGAUUGGAGGAAUCAUCUCACCUGUUCAUGACUCCUACGGAAAACCGGGCCUGGUGUCGAGUCAGCAUCGCCUCACCAUGUGUCAGCUGGCCGUCCAGUCGUCUGACUGGAUCAGGGUGGACCCCUGGGAGAGUUACCAGGACACCUGGCAGACCACCUGCAGCGUGUUGGAGCAUCACCGCGACCUCAUGAAGAGAGUCACCGGCUGCAUCCUGUCCAACGUCAACACGCCCUCCACCACGCCUGUGAUUGGUCAACCACAGAACCAGACUCCGCCCAUCUACCAGGACCGCAACAACAUGAACCACAAGCCCACAGCCAUCAAGCUUUGGGGGAAGAUCAGCGAGAGUCUGGGGAAAAUCUGCUGCGCCCGGCCCAACAUGGAGCGCUUCACGUUUGUCGAUGAAAACGCCAACCUGGGGACGGCGGUGAGGUACGAGGAGAUCGAGUUACGCAUCUUGCUCCUGUGUGGCAGUGAUCUCCUGGAGUCCUUCUGCAUCCCUGGCCUGUGGAAGGACAGUGAUAUGGAGGUGAUCGUGGGCGACUUCGGGAUUGUGGUUGUUCCUCGUGACGGCGUGGACACGGAGAGGAUCAUGAACCAUUCCUCCAUCCUGCGCAAAUACAAGGACAACAUCAUCGUGGUGAAGGACGCCACCAACCAUCCCAUGGCCAUCGUCAGCUCCACCAAGAGCAGACUGGCCCUGCAGCACGGCGACGGACACGUGGUGGACUACCUGAGUCAGCCCGUCAUCGACUACAUCCUGCAGAGCCAGCUCUACAUCAACGCCUCGGGAUAGAGGCGCUGCAUGAGAAUGAGGACGAGGUGUGGGGGGGGGGGGGGGCUGGACAGCUGCCAUCUAUAGAAACCCCCCCCCAGCUGAAACCUUUCUGUCUUCUGUGUCCACAUGUAGUCUUCUUCAGCUCUCCAGGCGGAGCUUUAGUGUCCCUCCCUCUGUGUGACGUGACUUUACCUUCAGGGGUUUCUUUCCGUUUAGCGAUGCAUGACAUCUGAGCAUGCUCAGUGCGCACCGUGUCCCCGUCUGAGCCAGCGUGAAGACAUCAGGGUCUGCCGCCUUCACGCCACUCUUCAGCUUGUUGCUCCUUGGCUGACGCAGACCUGAAGGAUUCCCUCUGAGGCUAAAACACUUCUCUGAUUUCUUCUGAUCCACACAAUUUAAUCGGAAACCUGCUGCAAACUUUAGAUUCAGAUCAUUUUGCUAAGAUUUCUAUCCAGUGUUGGAGAGUCCAUCUGUUUGUGGUUCAUCUUCUCAGCUUUAGUAGUUUUGUUCCAUCUAUCUUCUUCCUGGCCGCCUCCACGGCUCUCGCUGAGGAUCUGACGGUAAAGAUGUGAGCUCAGCGUGGGCCAGACCCUCUAAAUUCAGUGACUGUCAUGUCUGAUCUGAGCGCAGCUGCCAGAACCGACCGACAGCAGACAAUCAGUUCAUCAACCCACAAAGUUUCACUCUGCUGUUUUUCUUUAGAGCCCUUUCACAAAAUGUGUCUGUAACAUUUACUCUUGUAGAAAACCCACAGAGAGGCAGUAAAA
Fundulus heteroclitus (mummichog) is the source of this 1764-nucleotide messenger RNA. RefSeq names its product nicotinamide nucleotide adenylyltransferase 2. NCBI's taxonomy places the organism in Eukaryota, Metazoa, Chordata, Actinopteri, Cyprinodontiformes, Fundulidae. Gene Ontology annotation, molecular function: nicotinate-nucleotide adenylyltransferase activity; nicotinamide-nucleotide adenylyltransferase activity. The coding region runs from base 92 to 1015 and encodes 307 amino acids. Gene Ontology annotation, cellular component: Golgi apparatus. The record is from RefSeq and is a predicted model, not a curated record. The transcript has 11 exons. Gene Ontology annotation, biological process: NAD+ biosynthetic process.